AAGGGCUAAGUCGAUUACAUCGGCUUCGGUACUCAACUAGUACUUAUUUUAUCGAGUCUGAAAGGCAAAGUCAACCUCAGCUUUAUCAGAACGUAAAGACGGAUGCUUAGCAUUUUGCCCGGCGAGUUAGCGAUUCGGUAGCAUGAUGGUGGGUGGAGCCUAUUGAAGUGGGAUGGAUCAUUAGAAAAGUAAAUCGAUGUAGUUGUUCGUCUAUCAGCCGUCGUGUUAACAUGGGUUCUUUCUUUGUGUCGUCAAGUUCUGUAAAGGCUGCCGAAGGCCGCAGACUUGAAGUUGACCCAUUCCACUUACGUCCAAAUUCGUUGACAACUACCGGCGACACUUGUCAGCAAAAUAAAAUUAAUAAACUGACCAAAGACAACCAGUCUCUAUACGAAGUAGAGGUACCCACCAAAAUGGUUCCUGCGCCGGGGGUUCCUGUCCCGGUUGACGAGUGCCCCCCCGAGUACAGCGUCAACGACCCCCUGAACGCGGAGAACGAGUUGUCAAGUGCACAGCCGCAGGCGCGGAAUCGCCCCUUCGAACCCGAUCAAGACGAAGAGGAAGCCGAUGCGUGGGGGAACGCUGGGGACAACGAACAACCUGAGGGCAAAAAAUUUAAUGCCCUGGGUACCAGUGACAAGGUAGUGCGUAUACUGCUGAUUACUUUGAAGAUUAUCUGUGUCCAUGGCUUCCUGUACAUCUUCAUCAUAUCACUCAACCUGCUUAGCCAAGCAUUCAGACUCUUGGGUGGCAAAACUGCUGGUGGUUUCAUGUCUAAUCACAUGCUUCUUCAAAAUCCAUUGACUGGUCUUAUGAUUGGCAUCCUUGCAACUGUGUUGAUGCAGAGCUCAAGUACUUCUACGUCCAUUGUUGUCACAAUGGUAGCAGCAAACAUGAUCAAUGUCGAGCCUGCAAUUUCAAUUAUAAUGGGUGCCAAUAUUGGGACAUCUGUAACCAACACAAUUGUUUCCCUGGCCCAGUAUGGAAAUAGGGAUGAAUUCCGGAGAGCAUUUGGUGCUGCCACCGUCCAUGAUAUGUUCAAUUGGUUGAGUGUUUGCUUGUUACUUACUGUGGAGGUCUGCACUGGCUACCUCUACAAGCUGAGUGGGUUGAUGGUGUCUAACCUAUCUCUUCCGAAGUAUAAAACUCGUAAGUUUGACAUGCUGAAAGUAAUAACUAGACCUGUUACAAACUUAAUUGUUCAGCUUGAUAAAGAGGUGAUAGAAGGAAUUGCCACUGGUCAAUAUUGGAGUGGAAGAAGGUUGUUAAAGGUUUGGUGCAAAUAUACCAAAACUUAUGUUCAACAAAAUGUUACACGUGAAGUUAAUGUGUCUUCCAGUGAAAGUCCUAAUUUAAUAACCAAUCUACAGAAUGUAACACAAUUAGAGAAAAUAUAUGUAACAUCACCCAUAGAGAAAUGUUAUUGUCUGAUGAGUUAUAUCAAUUGGAAUGAUUCGGUAUCCGGUGUUGUUUUGCUGGUCAUCUCAUUGUUAUCUUUGGUCUUCUGUCUAAUGGGAAUGGUACGCUUGCUUCAUUCGAUGCUCCGUGGACCUGUAGCUUCAGCCUUGAAGAAAACAAUAAACUCUGACAUUCCAAAACCAUUUUCAUUUCUAACUGGAUAUGUAGCCAUCAUUAUUGGUGCUAUAUUAACAAUAAUUCUUCAGAGCAGUUCUAUAUUCACAUCAACUCUCACACCUUUAGUUGGUAUGGGUGUCAUUCACAUUGAGCGAAUGUACCCGCUGACUUUAGGUUCCAACAUUGGAACGACUGCAACUGGUUUAUUAGCUGCCAUGGCAACUUCGGGAGACAAGCUGAGAGCUGCUCUGCAAAUUGGACUCUGCCAUCUUUUAUUUAAUCUAACCGGCAUUUUAAUAUUUUAUCCAGUACCAAUAAUGCGUAAGCUUCCUAUAAACCUGGCGAAAAUGUUGGGCAACACCACGGCCAAAUACCGUUGGUUUGCUUUUAUGUAUUUACUGACUGCAUUUUUCCUGCUUCCAGCAUUUGUCUUUGCCUUGUCACUGGCUGGCAAAUAUGCACUGAUCACAGCUAGUGUCAUCAUUAUUCCACUCCUUGCCUUCAUUAUCAUUGUUAAUAUUCUGCAAAGUAAAAAGAAAAGCCUCCUGCCAAAAGUACUGAGGAACUGGGAUUGGCUUCCUCUCUGUUUACAUUCACUAGAACCAAUGGACAAGUUCCUGUCAAAGUUCACAGGAUUCUGUAAAAUGUGUCAAAAAAAACUGGAUCAGCCAAGAGCAAACGAAGGAUCCAGCCUGAGUGCAAUUGAUAAUUCUUGUGAUGUAAGUCCUCGAGCUGAAAGUCCUACUAGUUUCAAUUCUACAGCACAAUUAAUAAUAACACAUGAAACAACAAAAUGUUGAUAAUUUAGGAAUUAACAGUUCAUUAUAAAAUAAUUAUUCAUUUAGGAAAUUUUAAAUUUUGAAUCACCUUUUUUUUUUUUUCACCCCUCUCUCAUGUGAGAGCAGAUCUGUUAUCAUUUCCUACAAUUUACAUGUAGGUGUGAAAGGGAUUAUAUAUAUACAGUCACAUGUCUACAACUGUACAUAUAUAAUUGUGUGUGAUUGUAUAUAUACGUACAUACACACAUAUGUACUUAUGAGUUUCUCUGUGUGUGGUGUGGGUGUGUGUAUGUGUGUGUGAACUUGCAUAAAUGUUAUAUUGAGGGUGCUGGCACUGCAGUUUGUAAAUAUUCUUCAUCUAAGUAACAUAAUAAGACCAAGCUAAUAUAGGGGAUCUAUUCAAGUGAAUGUUUUACUGAAACAUAUAGAAGUUUAUACCAUUAUAUAAAGCUAUCCAUAGUAAAAUUAAGAUGUGUAUUUAUGUGCUUUAAUUAUUAUUAAGGCUUGUGCAUAAAUGCAUCUGUUCCUAACUAGUACACAACAGAAUAAUUAAUGAUCAUGUAUGUAAGAUAUAUAAUGUAUAUAUUUAUAUAUAUCAUAAACAUCCAUAUUCAUGCACAUGUGCAUACAUAUAUGUGUGUAGAUGCAUAUAUGUAUAUAUAUGCAGACAUAUAUCAAUGUGUAUGUGUACUAUAUAUGUCUACAUACAUAUAUGUAUAUACAUGUUUGUGUGUAUAAAGUAAAGCAGUAAUCACAUGUAUAUAUUUGAACAGAUUUGCACUAAUUCAUCAUUCUAUAUUUAUGUUAGCUGGUGGCUGCAUAUAGUGAAUUAUAUAUGCUGGCACAAUUAUUUCCAAAACCAUUUUACAACGACACUAUCUCAUUGACAUUGCUGAAUGAUAAAAGCUGCUGAGAAAAACUUACUUCAAAAGAAAUGAAGUUAUUCUUCUAUUUAUCUUUUCAAGUUUACCUUUAUAUUAGUUUAUUAGUGAUUAUGAGUAGAAAAAAAAUUCUAGUAAUAUUGAUAAUUUAGAUGAAUAUUUAGUAAUUUUCAAAAAUUUUGUUCCUUAAUUUACAAGCUAUUUUAGUAUAAUAAUAUAUAUAUUAAAAAAAAUUUGCAUAGAGAAAGAGUAAGCUAAGAGAAAUGCUUGGGUUGCAUAUUCUUUAAUUUCAGUCGUUAGUUCAUUCACUUCAUUUAUAUCAUUACUGAUAACUAAGAAAAUAUGAACAUCAUAAAUUAAUAUUCACAAGAAGUAGUAAGCAGUGUAAUAUAAGAAAUGAAAUGUUGAUUAGCUGGCUCUUCAACCAAACUGCUUUUAAUUCCCAUCUCCAGGUCUUUCAUUUCAUUUACAUAAUCAAUGACCUCUAGGAAGGCAUAAACUUCACAUCUUCAUUCAACCACCUACUCCAAUAAAAAUUUAAAUUUUGUGCCUAUUUAAAACAUUAAUAUAUAUAUACAUACACACACACACACAAAUAUAUAUAUAUAUAUGUGUGUGUGUGUGUAUAUAUAUAUAUAUAUAUAUAUAUAUAUAUAUAUAUAUAUAUGUAGUAGUUAAUCUUAUGUUAUACACCUGGUAGUUUGCUGGUAAAGCACGUUUACUGACUCAGUGUUCAUUGGGUAUGUAAUUAAUGAGAGAAACGGAAGAUGGAGAGUCUUUAUUGAUCACUACAAUCAUUUUGACCCAUCUAGCAUCAAACCCCUGUCGAUGGGAUGCUGCAUAACUGGUUUAGGUAUAUCCCUCAGUGUAGAUGUGUCUCCUCAGGUGAUUUCAAGAGGUAUCAUUAAAAUAAACUCUGUUUCACACAACUUAUUACUGCAUGUUUUCCUUUUGGUCUUCGUGAUAGAAAUGGCAAAUUGGUGGGUACCUCUUCAUUCUUAUAGAAAAUCAUUUUUUAAUUUUUUGCUCUAUUGUAUAUUUGUUUCUUUUUGUAUCUGGUUUUUGUGAUUGAUCUUCUAUAACAAUGAAGCAGUAUCCAUUAAUUUACCAUUUCUUUGAAGACCAAGAAGAAAAUAUGCAUGUCAUGUGAAACAGAGUCUAUUUUAAUGGGAUAGCUUUUGAAAUCACGUGAGGAGACACAUCUAUACUGAGGGAUAAGCAGCAUCCCACCCAUGAAGGAUCAAUGGUAGAUGGAUCGAAACGAUUGUAGUGAUCAAUAAAAAUUCUUUUAUCUUCCAUCUCAUUAUAUAUAUAGUUAACUCUAUUGUAAAGAAUGUUUGAGACUAAAAUCCUAAUUUAUUUAUAGAAGCAAUUUAUGUUCCUCAAAAUAUGCUUUCUUUAGAUACUGAAUUAAAACUAAAUAUCUAUACUUAAUUAGUACCAUUAACAAUAAGGCUAAUUUUAAUUUAUGUAUGUAUAUUUUUUUUAUAUAAACAAGUAUCUUUAUUGUGAAGAUUAAGAUCAAUUUAGGCGUAAAUAAAAUAAAAUAAUAAAAAUAAGUGAUAAGACUAUAAUAAUUAUUUUUAAUAUGGAACAUAUAUUUAGGUAUUUUACUAUAAAUCUUGUUAUACAAACUGUAAAAUUUAGUCCUAUUUAAAAAUUUUUUAACAUUUUUCUGUUCAUUUUUGUUUUGUUUUCAAACAUUCAAUUUUUUUCAUAGGUAUAAAGAAAAACUAUACAUUUUCAUUUUGUCAAUUCUUUUACAUCUUUGGUUAAUGUUUUAACUUGAAACAAUGUUAUAUAUUAAAAUUAUUUGAUUUAAAAAAAAAUUUAUUUAUUUAUUUUUUUUGUUUCAUUCUCCUACAUUUCUCCCCUUAAAAACAUCUGAGAAAUAUUUUACUAUAGUGUGAAAUGACAUUUUAUAUUUAGUUUUUUUUUCUUUCUUUUUCUUUUCUUUUUUCUUUCUUUUUCAAAUUUUAAUAUAAAAAUGAUGUCUAAGAUUGGCACAAGUGUUCAAUUAUAGGAAACAACACAAUCAAUUAUAUUGACUCAAGUACUUGAUUGAUUCCAGAAUGGCAAAAUCAACUCUUGCAGGAUUUGAACACAGGACACAGAAACAUUCCUAAAUUGCCAGAAGUUAUUUUCCCUGGCAUUUUAUCAAUUCUACUAUCCAUCAAACUUCUAAUAUAAAAUAAUGAAUUCUACCCCAUUAGUAGUCUAAAUUAUUUUACUCCCUAAUUUUCAGUAUAUCUUUUUUUAUUUAUCUUAGUCUUGUAAGUCAAAAUUAAUACAUUUAUGGAAGAAUGGUUUUAAUUAUAUCUAUCUCCUGAAAGUAGAGCUACUAUGAUAUACUUGCUACAUUGUGAUAAAAAAUUUUUUUUUUUAUAAUAAGCAUCACAUUUUUUUCAGUGACUAUUAAUCCCUUUGACUUCUGACCUAAAUUGUGAACCACCAAUCUUUUAUUUUGUUCAUGGCUAUCAGUGCUUCUGUGUGUGUGGUAUCUGAAAAGGUUGGUAAAUAGCAUGAAAUACAAAAAUAAUAAAAAGGAAUAUUACUGAGCUAACAGGUGGGGAAACACAUUUGUAUGUGUUUCUAUUCAGAAAAUUAAAAUUUAACCAUACAGUCCUCCAUUUUAAAUUGAAUGAUGUUUUUGUGUGGUUACAAAACUCAGCACUUCAUUGCACUGACUAGCAUUAUUAUUGUUGUUGUUAUUAUUAUUAUUAUUAAGGCAGUGAACUGGCAAAAUUGUUAGCACACUGGGUGAAAUGCUUAGCGGUAGUUCAUCUGUCACUACAUUCUGAGUGCAAAUUCUGCUGAGGUCGACUUUGCCUUUCAUCCUUUCAGGGUUUAUUAAAUAAGUACCAGUUAUGCACUGGGUCGAUGUAAUCGACUCCCCCCUCCCCUGCAAAUUUCAGGCCCUGUGCCUAUAAUAGAAAGGAUUAUUAUUAUUAUUAUUAUUACUAUUGCCACAGCAAUCUGGGACAGUUGUCAGCAUGCUGGCCAAAAUGCUUAGUAGUAUUUCUUCCGAUUUGAACUUCUGAGUUGAAAUUCCAUCAAGAUCAAGUUUGAUUUUCAUCCAUUCAGGAUUGAUAAAAAAAUUAUUAUUAUUAUUAUAAUUAUUAUUAAGGUAGCAAGCUGGCAGAAUUGUUAGCACAUCAGACAAAAUGCUUAGCAACAUUUCUUCUGGUUUGUUUACAUUCUGAGUUCAAAUUCUGUCACGGUCAACUUUGCCUUUCAUCCUUUUGGCGUUGGUAAAAUAAGUACCAGUUGAGCACUAGGGCCAAUGUAAUCAACUAGCGCCCACUCCUCCAAAUUUUCAGGCCUUAUGGUUAUAGUUGAAAGGCCUAUUAUUAUUAUUAUUAUUUAACCACAUAUGUCAACUUCUGCUUCUCACAUUUUCUCUUUCAAAUUUCAACAGAUCUGUCACAUUUACACUCUCAUUCUCAUUUUAUUGGCUCUUCCUCUUACCAUUUUAAUUUAUACAGUUUUUGGGGGGGUUUUUUCUAACCCUCUUAUUCCACCUUUGCCUAUGCAUCAUAAAUUCAUUGCCAUUUGUACCAGAUGUCCUUGUAUUUAUGUUAAGUCUCGGCCAUAAAACAUCACUGUCCAUUGAUUAAACACA
Octopus bimaculoides (California two-spot octopus) is the source of this 6857-nucleotide messenger RNA. Its product is annotated as sodium-dependent phosphate transport protein 2A. The record is from RefSeq and is a predicted model, not a curated record. Lineage: Eukaryota; Metazoa; Mollusca; Cephalopoda; Octopoda; Octopodidae. Gene Ontology annotation, molecular function: sodium:phosphate symporter activity. Gene Ontology annotation, cellular component: membrane. Gene Ontology annotation, biological process: sodium-dependent phosphate transport.